Messenger RNA from Sungouiella intermedia, 852 nucleotides. NCBI's taxonomy places the organism in Eukaryota, Fungi, Ascomycota, Pichiomycetes, Serinales, Metschnikowiaceae. The record is from the annotation of a GenBank genome assembly.
AUGGGAUUUCUUCAGACGUUGAAGUUCUACGCCAAAUCUUUUGUUUUCGGCACCUUGAUUGCCACUUGUGCCCUCUACGGCGUUUUUGCAAGCAUCUUGUUGAGACUCAUUGGCAAGCCAGAGUAUGCCCAGUACACCGUCGCUAGAGUGUUCUACUUCAUGUUCUCCAAGCUUUUGGGAGUUACUAUCACCAUUAAGAAUGAGCAUUACUUGCGCCAAAACCCUGCAGUUGUCGUUUCCAACCACCAGUCUGCGUUGGAUAUUUUGAUUCUCGGCAAGGUGUUCAUGCCGGGCUACACUGUCACCGCUAAGAAAGUGUUGAAGUACUUCCCCUUCUUGGGCUGGUUCAUGAUUGCUUCUAGCACGUUCUUCUUGGAUAGAGCAAAGUCCGAAAAGGCACGCAAGGUGUUGGACAGAGCGCUUUUGGGGUUGAAAUUGAACCUGCGACUGAUCUUCAUGUUCCCUGAAGGAACCCGUUCAGCCACUAAGAAACUCGAGAUGCUUCCUUUUAAGAAAGGUGCGUUCCACUUGGCCAAGCAGGCUGGUAUCCAUGUGAUCCCCGUAGCUGUAUCCAACUACAGUCACAUCUUCCAUUCUGGAGACAAGGUGUUCAACCGGGGUAACAUUCUCAUCGAGGUGCUUCCUCCCAUGGAGACGACGGACUUGAAACUGUCGGAGGAUGUUACUGCAUUUGCUCAGGAGGUUCGGGACAAAAUGCUCCACUCCAUCGAGACGCAGGGUUAUUCGCCAGCCAGAGGCGAGACGCCAGUAGUGGUUGAGGCAGAGGACACUGCUUCGGAGGUUUCCGUGGAGGUGAUUGGCGAGGAGACUCCGCUUGUUUCGGGCGAUUAG